Molecule: messenger RNA, 9055 nt
Organism: Calliphora vicina (urban bluebottle blowfly)
Lineage: Eukaryota; Metazoa; Arthropoda; Insecta; Diptera; Calliphoridae
Gene: l(3)psg2
Product: lethal (3) persistent salivary gland 2
Exons: 5
Coding region: 606-8087 (2493 amino acids)
Biological process (GO): error-prone translesion synthesis; double-strand break repair via homologous recombination
Cellular component (GO): nucleus; zeta DNA polymerase complex
Molecular function (GO): DNA-directed DNA polymerase activity
Source: RefSeq, a predicted model, not a curated record
GUAGGCAAUAACUUUAAUUUCAUAAUAUUUAGCUUUUGUAUAUAUACCGAAUGACAUUUGAUUUCUUCCAGUUGUUGUUGCUUUUUGUACAUGCACGAGAAAAAGAAGAAGAAUCAUUAAUAGUAGCAGAAAUUUUUUAGACGCGAUUAAUUUUGAUAAGUUUUCAAAUCAUAAUAUCACCCCUUAAAAACUUGUUAAAUAAUAUUUAAUUUAUAGAAAAAUGAAAUAUAAGAACUUUAUUGCAAUAAUAUUAUGAAAUUGUAACACAAAACUGUGAUUUAAGCACUUAAAAUUGCUAAUGAAAAUUUCUCCAACUCGUGCACGGUCUACUCUGCUACAUAAUUGAUUAAUUUUUUUUUUUGUAACCACACUCGAGACACACAACUACACACAAUAUUGUAUUGUGCACUUGGAAAAUUUAUAUACAUAUUGAGGUGAAGAUGAUGAUGAUGAUCACAAUGAUGAUAAAUAAGCUAUAACUAUUACUAAAUGUGUGUAGUGGAACUCUAAGCAUUGAAUGAACUGAAAAAAAGAAACCAAAAUACAUAUAAAUAAUGAUAAAAUAGUGAAUUGUAUAAGAAAUUUAUUAAUAUAAAGAAAACUACAUGACGGAAUCGGGCACAAAAGAUUUCGACAGCGUUUUUGUAGAGAAUGAAGAGGUGGCCGACGCCAACAUUAGCAGCAGCAGUGCCGUCGAUUUGGAGGUUGUCGGGGGUAAUAACGGCAAAAACGAUAUCAAAGUGUCUGAGGAGGGUGUAGCUAAAUUGACAUUUGGUUUUCUAGACGAUAUGCAAGGUGGCGACAGCAGUUUAGAACCGGGUGAGGUGAAGACACCACCGCCUGGUUCUAGUCCGGCUACGGUUAAGGAAUUAACACCUUCACGUUUGGCCCAGGAGAGACCAGAUCCUCCGGCCAAGCAAUUGGCCAAGGAAUCAUUAGCCAAAGCUUUAAAAACUGUAUCACAAUUGGAGGCGGAAGCUUGUGAGGAGAAAGUACGUGCAAUUUUAGAAUUAGAUGCUAAACGGCGCAAAGAGGAAGUGGAAAAACGUAAAUUAGAAGCUGAAAAACGUAGACAAUCGGGAGAAGCUGAUUUGGAAAUGGAGCGCAAACGUCAGGAUAAGGAGGAGCGUAAAAAACUAAAGAAAUUAAAAAAGGCCAAGAAGGCAGCUGAUAAGGCCUUAAAUAGCUGUGAGGAGGAUAAUGAAGAUAAGGCUCAAAGAAAGAAGCGUAAAGUGAAAAAUGCCAACGAGUCGGAAGACAGCGAGGGUUUAUGUUCUUCUGGUGAAGAUGGGGAGGAUAAUGUUACUGCAGAAAAACAUGGUAGCAUAUUAAAUUCAGCUAUAGCAAUACCAUCAAUGCAACCGGCCCGUUAUCCGCCACAUUUGCCGCCGCCUCAUCUAUUACCCGAUGCAUUUAUGGGUGGUUUUCGUCCUAUGAAUCCUUUUAUGCGUGGUCCCCGUCCAGAUUUUUCCCAUGGACGUGGUGGUUUUAUACCGCGUGGUCGUGGUGGUAUGCGUGGCGGUCGUAUGCCGUUCCAAGGUUUUCGACCGCCAUUUUUUUCGGGCAUUCCCAACAGUGCGGUUGGCCCACUUAAAUUUAAUGUGCCCCAUGGUCUUCAGCAACGUCAUCAUCAUACACCGCCACCAAAUCGCGGCCAUUCACCUAUACUGCCACCAACUUCGGAUUUACAAUGGACAAAGUGUAAACCAUCAUUAUCGUAUGCAUUUAAACUUAAUAAAGAACACAACAAAUUCCAUGGCAUUCAAGCAGAUAUAAAACAGCCACAUAAUUUAAAUAGAGACCCCUCAGAAGAAAACUGGGAUGAUGACAUUCCUGCUGAGGCAGAUGCUGGCAAUGAGCAAAAGCCAGAUGAUCAUCAUAAACAUCAGCAACAUGAACAAAUACGUAAGAAAGACAAAAAGCACAAAUCUCUCUCGAAAGAAAAGAAAAAAUCUAAAAAUCACAAAGAAAAAGAUGCUAAGAAUAGGAAAUCGAAAAGGUCCAGAACAUCGUUGUCAUCGUCGUCAGUGACGGCAAUAAAACAUAAGAAAAAAUCAAAUAAAUCGAGCAGAAGAAAAAUUGAAAAAAUACGUAAAUCCUAUGGAUCAUCGAACAGAUCAACACCAACGCAACAACAAGAACAUUCUUCUGAAGAUACGGAGACGACAAAUGAAAAUCCCCCAGAUGAGCAUGAAGAAGAUGAUAACAACGAUCAGCAGCAACAAAAAGAUGAAGUUGAAAAAAUGCCCACUGAAGCAGAGAUACGUAAUAAAGUGGAAAAUAUUAAAAGAGAAAAAGUUGAAACUACUGAAUUGAAAUUCGAAGAUUUUACACUUAAAGUCAAACCUAUAAUAAUCAAAAUUGAACCGGUAGAGCAGGAAAUAGAGAAACUAACAGAGAAUAAUAAAGAAACUCAAUCCGGAAAUAAAAAUGAAGUUGAUGAAGGAUUUGAUAUAUUUGCUGAAUCACCACCUCGGCAUUCAGCUUCUUCUGCAUUGGCGGUAAAACACAAUGAAAAAGAAUCCGCUGUUGAACUGACUGGUAGUGUAACUCCCCCUUUGCCGCCCUUAAAUGAUGCUAAACUUCUAAAAUCUUCCUCUUUACAAAAUGCUUUAGAGAUACAAAAACGUAUAGAUAAAUUAUUACAACAAGACGACAUCAAAUUGGAGGCUAUUGAAGCGGCCAAAGAACUUUUAAUGAAGAAAACUCAAAAACAUCAAAGUACAAAGGAAAAAUUAACACCUGAAAGGGAAUUGAACAAAGCCACUGAACAAAAAACAGUUGAAGAAGAAAGUUCAAAAGCAAUAGCUAUAAUACAUAAAGAUGAUAGCUCAACUGCAAAGGAAAAAAAGGUAUAUAAAGAUAAAGAAUCGAGCAAAAAACCCCUAGAGGUCGUCAAAGAAAAAGAAAAACGAAGAGAUUCUUCUAAACAAAGAGAGGAAAAGGAUGCCAAACUUAUGGAUACAACUAGAACUUCCUCUAAAGAUCGAGAGAAAGAUAAGAAAGAUGACAAAAAACCUAAAAGCUAUGAUAAGGACAAGGAAAAGGAUUAUGAUAAUAAAGAUAAAGAUAAGUCGCGCAAAGAAGUUUCCUCAACCUAUCGUAAUCCCUUUAAAAGAUCCAUAUCACGUGAUAGAUUCUUUGGUAAAAUUGACUCCCGGCGUCGUACACGUACCAAAAGUCGUGAACGUGAUUUUUCUAUGAAGCGACGUCUCUCUAAGGACCGUAAACGAGGCGAUAGUUCCGGCUACAGUUCCAGCAAAAUCUCCUCAAAACGACGUAUAAGUGGCAGCAGUUCAACCUCAACCAUACUCAAUCGUUCAAAAUCUGGUGAACGAGACAUCAAAGAAUCUUUAGAUUCACUAAAUGCGAAGGAAAAGGAACGCAAAGAUAGAAAAAGAGAAAAAACCCCGGAAUUGAAACAAAAACGUAAACGUUCGUCUUCACCAAAGUGUAAAAGUGACAAAGAAAAAGACACUGCAACUAAAUUAAAACCGAUUGAUAAAGUACCCACAAUGAAUUUGAAAUCAAGCACACCUCCACCUAAGUUAAUUAAAAGCCAGGAUAAAGUUCAAGAAAAGCCCCUAUCGAAAGAGAGCAAGAAAUCCAAGUCGCCCGUUAAGACAGCUGCCAAGAAGAGACCUCUUUCAUUUACGCAAACUGAAUUUUUAUUCCCCGAAGAAGGCAAUGAAGACGAUUUCAUAAUGGGCGAUGAUGAGGAGACCAACGAUUCAUUUAAAAACCUGAAAUCACCCAGUGAUAAAGAAGAUAGUCCUGAUACAGAUGAUUAUAUGGAUAAUUGGGAAAACGAUGAGGAUGUGGAUCUCGAUAUGAAUUCAAAUAUGCCCAAUGAUUUGUCAACCCCACGAAAAUCAUCUCCCGACAUUACUGAGGAAGAUUCGUUUGUAACACGUUUUGUUAACCCCAGUCCACCUAAAGAGUUGUUGAAAAAGCACAGCGAAAAAGAAGCAACAGAAGAUCUGCAGAAAGAUGUGGAAGCAAUGCCGCUUACACCUCCUUUAGUUUUGCUGAAAAAGUUACCAGCGGCACUGGAAGCCAAGGAACGACAACAAGAAAACGUUAAACAAAACAAAGACAGCCAAGAGACCAAAAAACCUGAACUGUUUGGCAUGCAGGAAUUGUAUGAUCAAUUUAUAAAAAGUGUUGAGGCUUCAGGAGUCAAUAUGAAUUCUAAUAAUAAAGAACCAGCUGCAGUGAUCGAAGAUGAUGCUCCGGAGAAAGCUGAUAUUUCCAGCGAUAAUGUAAAUGAAACACAAAAUCAAAGUGAGGACCCCUUAUCAACAUCAUCUACUUCCACCUCAUCCACAACCUCCUCCUCUUCGUCGUCAUCAUCAGAGUCAAAUUCUUCAUCCAACUCUUCAAGCUCAUCUUCAUCAGAUUCGUCUUCAGAGGACAGCAAUGAUGGAGAUAAAUUCAAAGUAUCCAAUAAACCGACUGUCAAAAAAAUUAAACUCGAGGAAGUCAUAGAACCCAACAAUUCCUCAAUUCAGGAUAAAAAAUCAAGCGAUACUGAAAAUAUUACUGUUAAAUCCCCCAUAGUCGAAAGAGAGCCGCGAACACCUUCUCCUACACCCUUGCACAAGAGUUUACUUAUAGCACAAACACCUCCCACGCCAGUUUCUCAUAGCAAAGCCACUCCCAAAUCAGAUGUAGCUAAAGAUUUCAAAAAACUCAAGAAUUUGGAGGCGAACUUAUCCCGAAUUCAAAUGAUGAGGGCCAACUAUGAUUCAAAUGAUGAAAUCAGUGAGGAACUGCAUAAAAUGGAGAUGUUAUUCUUGCAAGAAAAGAAAAUCAUACUGCAGAAAUACGCCAAGAAUACAGCAGUGGCUGAAAAGCCAGCAGUAAUAUCUGCCACAACAGUCACAACUGAAUUUGUACCCGCUUUGCCAGCUAAUGAAUAUGGCCUACUACCACCACCACCACCGCCAUUACCUGAAGAACCCAAUAAAAUAUUUGAUGCUAAUCGUGAAGCCAUUAAGCUGACCAUAUCUCCCAUGAAAUUACCCUCCAAACCAGCCAUAUUUAAUAUCUCUCAAACAGAGGAAACGGAAAAGAAAACUGUAGAGGAUAAAGAUGAAUUUGAUUUCACUGAAAAGCUGGUAAAACCAGCUAAAGAGGUAGCCAUUGUUAAGCCAAUGAUGGAAACUAAAGAGUCCAAGGAAUCUAGAUCCAGAGAUACUCAUCGUCAUAGGCGUUCCCCGGUCUAUGCAGGUAGUCGUGAGAGACAAAGAUCGCCCAGCAAUUACAGAGAGCGAAAUCGCAGAUCUGCUUCGCGGAACCGAUUUAGUCCUCAGCGUAGAGGUCGAGGUAGAUCAUUGUCGAUAAGUCCUCCUCGGAGAGGAGGUAUGGGUGGUAUACGUCAUGGCACCCCGCCACGAAGAGGAGCUCCUGGCGGUAGGUUUCGUGUUGCAAAUAGGAGAUCGCGUUCUCGCAGUCCUUUGCGCCAAUUUGGCAAUAGGCGUGGCAAAGAGGGCAGUCCAUUUCGCAGAAAACGUGGGCAACCACAGGAUUUGCAACCUCAUUACAAAAAGUUUGUGCGCCAUCGGGGUUCACGUUCAAGAUCGCCCAGAUCACCACAAACCAGACCAAGAUCUCCCAGAACUCCGCCUCCUAGAAGACGUUCCUACAGUCCAGAUCCAUAUUCGAGAUCACCGCUGCCAUUUAAACCACCCUCACCACCCAUGCGUCGCAGUUUGUCACCAAUCGACUCUCCCAGCUCCCCAACAAGACGUUCACGAUCUCCACCUUCACCUCGAAGGCCAAGAUCGCCUAGAUCUCCACGUUCGCCCCGAUCACCACAAUCGCCCUUAUCACCACGCUCACCCAGAUCCCCAAGAUCUCCUGAUUCUCCACCCUCGCACAGAUAUGACGAUCAUAGAUACAGACGUGAUAGCAGCUUUGAAAGGCACUCAUCCAUGUCACCACAUCCCCAGUACUAUGCACCAGACUCCUUGGCGGCCGGUGUAUCACAACAAGCCUCAUCAUAUUACUACAAUGUUUCACCGAAUCGCAUAUCACUGGACGCACGCAUAAAUAUUGUCCUCAACGCACCAGGUGGUAGAGAUACGCCGCCUGCUGGUUAUGAAGGUUACACAAACUAUGCUCAAUAUGGUGGAGCGGCGUAUAUGUCUAUACCACCGCAACCCAUGCCGGAUUCGUCUAAUAAUAUGGGUUAUUAUCCAAAUCCCUAUGUACCAUUGAUGCCGUCAGCACACGACGCCCAUCAUUUAUUAGCACCGCCUAACACACAUGCCCUGCAACACGCUCCACACUCACAUCCACCUAAUUUACCGCAUCAUCUCCAUCAACAGCCGCAUUCUCCUGCAUAUUCAAAUAUACCCACCAUAAAUAGUGGUGUAGCCGGACCUUCGUCCCCACUGCCACCGAACAACUUCUAUUAUAAUGAUUUUAAUAUGGUACACCAACCCAGCAAUCCAGUGCUCAAAGAGCUGCCCAAAGCUCCACUUUCGGUGGCUGUACAAAAGGGAAAUGUUUUGGAAAUUGUACCCUCAAAUGUGGAAACGGCGCAAUCUCCUCAAUUAAGCCACAAAACAAAAACUUCACCCAUUUUGGCCGAAACCAUUAAAAGUCAUAUUGAUAAAAUUUCAUCUAUCUCGUGGAAAGAUGAAGUCAAUAACCGUCAUGUUAAGUCAGCCGUAAUGCGGCUAAAUCGUGGUGGUGAAAAUGUGACGAGAAGCAUUUUAAAACGAUCGGAUGCAACCGAGAAACCUGACAAUUCUGAAAAGAAAAAGGUUUAUUUUGAAGAUGGCAUUUAUCCAAGCCGCGACAGUGAUGAUGAAGAUCGCAAACUAAUUGAAUACAAAAUUCGAAGAAAAGUAUUGCGUCUGCGUAAAAAGCGCGGCAUUGAUGUGCCGGCCGCUCGAGAAUUGGGCGAAGAGAAAUCGAAACAGAAACUACGAAAGCCAAAAAUAGAUGCAGCUUUGGAAAAAUUACCACCACCGCCACCGCCCACAACCAUGCCGACAGCAACUCUUCAACAGCCCAUCUAUUUAAGGCCACCAACUCCAGUACCUUUGGUUUAUUUCCAUUUCGAUUCGGUAGUGCAUUCAAUGUAUGUCUCACAGUUGGAAAAACCCAUACCACCACGUCUACUAAAUCCCAAAUGUGUGCCAGGAGCUGGGCCGCCCUCAACGGCAACAGGAAAUACAGGCCCGUGUAGUUCAGCGAAUGCUGCGGCAAAUCGUUCACCGAAUCUUAAUAUGACCAGUGUAUCAGCCGCUACUAAAAAAGAAUUAACUACUUUGGCGGCUUUGAAUCGUGUGGGAAGAAAUGAGAACGCCCUAAAUUCGCCCAAAAUGGGUGAACACAAACGAGAAAGUCCAAAUUCACAACAAUCACCCAUAAUGACAAUGAACAAACCGAGUGGUAUGCACUUUACACCCACACAGACAUCGCCGCAAAUGUCUCCUUUGCAUGGACCUGUCAUACGUCAUCCUCCAUCUCCUGUAAGUUUUGGGCCUAUGCGCAUCAACAACUUCAUGCGCCUACCGCCGUCGCCCUUGACAAGAGCUACCGCAGUACCGCCACAAAUGCAAACCCCACCACCAAAUAUGGUUAAUUUGCCGCCAGGCAUGCGACAUCCCCAAUACAGUAUGCCACCACCAAAUUUAAUGCCACCGGGCAUGCCACCAGAAGCCAAAUAUAGUUCGGUGGGAGGCGGCUCACCUUAUGCAGCAAUGCCACAACCGCCACCUGGCUACCAUGGCUACGGUCAACGUCCCAUGAAUCCAGGCUUCUUUAUGGGGCCAGCUUCAACUCACACCAUGCAUCCGCCACCUCCCAUACCGGCGAAUACUCACGCGAAGGACAAGGAUCAUAUGCUUCAUCACCAUCAGCAGCAACAUCAGCACCACCACCAUCAUCCUCAUCCACUUCAUCCUCACCCACAUGCGCAUGCGCACCUGCAUCCACAGCAACAUCAGGCACAUCAUCAUAAUCAGCAUAAACAUCCGCCUCCUCUGCCCCCGCCUAUUGGCAGUAGUGUGGUUGCUGCUAGUCCCCAGGCCAUGAUAGCGCCCUAUAAUGUAAAAAAGACUGUUAAUUGAAUUAAAAUUAAACAACCAACCAACCAAACUAAUAAGCGUCGUAAAUGCUAUCUUUAAAGUCCAUAACAUGAAUUUGAUUUCGUCGUACACACACAGCUGCAAAGUGUAUAAGAGACGUAACAAACCCAAACCAAACUCUUUUUGUAUUUAAAUAUUUUCGUAAUUAUUUCGUAGUAUAUAUUUUACUUUCUAUCUUACGCUAUUUUAAUAAUAAUAAUCCUGAAUUAUAAUUUCUAUUUUUUAGUUGAAGCGACACUUUUUAUCAAAUACAUUUUUAAAACUCGCCAUUAUUUUAUAGAACUUUUCAUACUUCUUUAAGGAUUUAUUUAGCAAAACAAAAUUUCCUAAAAUUAUUUAAGGUUCUACUAGGAUUCGGCAAGCUUUGUGACAAUAACUGAAAUUGGUGUAAUUUUUUUAGUAUUAUUUCUCCCCACCCUGUCAGUCACCCCUUCUCUGCUCACAAAAAAAAAAAAACAACUGUAUUCAAAUAUCGAAUAUUUUUUUCGUCUACACAAACGAAGCAAUUAUUCUUUGUUAAAAGUAAUUAAUUGAAUUGUUUUCUAGUUUUUUUGUUAAUUUUUCCUAAACAAAUUGAAAUUUAGUUUAUUUUUAUUUUAUUUAAUAAUUUAAUUUAUUACUUACUGUAAAACAAAACCACGUAAAACUUGAAAAAUACAAUUUUGUAAGUGUUCAUUGAAUUUAAAUUUAGCUCGUAGUUCUAACUAUGUAAAAUUUAUUUAAUUAUUAUUUUUAUUUCAUAUUUGGUAUGUAUGUAUGUUAAUUCAAUAUCUCUAUAUAGAUAAAUAAAAACAAAAUUACAUACUUAUUAUAAACACUUUAAAAAAGUUUUAAGUAGUUUUAAAAGAAAAAAAAUAUGAACUUUUAAAGAAAAAACAAAAAAUAAUUAAUUUCAUUAAAAUCAAAGUAAUAAAAACAAAAAAGUACUAAAAAUAAAACACAAUAAUAAA